Ectocarpus sp. CCAP 1310/34 is the source of this 589-nucleotide messenger RNA. Lineage: Eukaryota; Phaeophyceae; Ectocarpales; Ectocarpaceae. The record is from the annotation of a GenBank genome assembly.
AUGUACGGGAGACAGCUCCUGGGAUGUCGGGUUUGGGCCGUCAGGAACGCCGGCUGUGCAACCGGGGGGGGGAGGGAGGGUAGGUCCGACCGAGAAUUGUGUCUUCCGUGGGUAGUUUAUCUUUUCGUGCCGUCGCCAAUGGAAACGACCACGUCACCUUAGGUGUUGGGAGCAGCCAUGGUGGUUGACCUUUUCAGAGACAUUCGCAUUUCUUUUCGGUUAAGCAAAACAUGUUCGGUGUAUUCAAACAAUCGGCGGAGUUGGGUUAGGGUUAGGGAAUAUGGGCUGCAUACCCCCUCCUUGUUAUAUUUCCUCAUCAACUUUUUAUCUUGCGAACGAGACGGUCCGAUCUUUUCCGCAUGCUCGACGUUAUUAGUGUCUGGAAGAACUAUGUACCGACAAGGGCGUGUUUGUGACUGGUGCAGCUCCAAGAAUGUUGAUACUUCCCAUCUUGUCUCCUGCUGUUCGUGGCAAUGUUUUUUUGUCGUGUCGCUAUUGUCGCGGGUUUCUACUGAUGAGCUACUACCCGGUGAAGUCGUAACAGUUUGGCGGUUUUUUGCUCUCGAUUAUUGUUCUUGGUUCUUUUCGU